AUGUCUCAACCCACUCGCUCAUCUCAAAGUCCCCUCGCUGCACCGGCUGAGAUACUUGUCCCGUCAACUCCACCCCGUCGUGCCACUUUGUCUCCAUCCCCAGAUCUCAGUGCUGCGGUCAAGGAUCGCUCCCCCUCCGACAUGAAGUUUCACUCCCCACCACAUCUCUCUUCAUCCGACAUGACACCGCCACCUUCUACUCAGAUCCCCGGAGCACCUCUCCGCCGGACCCACUCUCGCUCCAUCAGUCCCUCACUAGCCACCCCAGCCGACUUGGACAAGUCUCUCUUCGAGGCUUAUGGCGCAUCGGAGAACCUCCCAACAAUUGAAGAAAUCGACAAGGCAGACGAAACCCAACUUCGGUCCAUUGCCAAAGAUUUACUCACUGUAGCCCAAGAGGCACGUGUAUCUGCCUUACACUUCAAGCUUCAAAAUAGCUUAGUAUCGUUCGCCAGCAAUGAGGCUGUCAAGCGCGCAGAGGUCGAGCACCUUUUGGCUAAGCGCGAGGUCGAAAUUCUUCAGAGCGCCGAGUACCGUCGCUCACACCCCACCGAGCCCAUAACUCCCAAGCAAUCUGUCUCUAACAAUGAUUACCUGACCGCAAUGCAGCGGUCUCGGGAAUUGGAAGAGGUCAACACUGUCUUAGAUAGACGACUGCGACGAGCUAAGCGAGCCUUUGAGGAUGCUACCGCCCAGUCUGCCGAGUUGACUGAACAGAACAACUUGUUGAAGAAGCGUAUCGAAGACAACCGUCGUCACUUCUCGCAAAUUUACAACUACGGAACCCUUUCUCCUGGCAUGCAAAACGAGCUUCACACUAUCUGCCGGGGCGAGCACACUGAUGGCCUUGCAGCCUUGCUCUUCGCGGAUAAAUUCACCAACCGCCUCCAUGAACCACAGAGCUCUUACAGCGGUCACACCUCAGUUCCAGUCACCCCUAACCGCUCUGUUCGCCAGGGUCGCCAGUACUUGACCCCAGGCCAGAUCUCGCAUGGCAAUCAAUAUGACAGCGAUAGUACUGUUUCACUGUCAGCCGCGGAUUCGGAGGACGAACCUGUACAGAGCCGGCAACAAGAUUUGCGGCACACUGCCCCAAAAACAAGCACACUUCUUCAAACCAAAUUGUUUGGCCAAGUGAAGAAGCCUGGCAUGGAGCGCAAUACAUCGAACAAGCGCAAAGCGAGCUCUGAUGAGAGUAACCCAAUUAUGAAGAAGUCCAGGGCUAGUGGUGGAGUGGGCCUGGGCAUUAACACCUAA
Penicillium verhagenii is the source of this 1257-nucleotide messenger RNA. RefSeq lists its product as uncharacterized. The record is from RefSeq and is a predicted model, not a curated record. Bases 1 to 1257 code for a protein of 418 amino acids. Lineage: Eukaryota; Fungi; Ascomycota; Eurotiomycetes; Eurotiales; Aspergillaceae. The transcript has a single exon.